CCACACACACACAUACACACACACACACACACACUCUCGCACAUGCAAACAUACACACCAUCACUGGUUGCAGCCCUGUUCUUCAGUCUACAGCUCCACCCACAGUAAAGUGGUGGACAGACAGACAGGAGAGGAGAAAGAGAGAGAAAAGGACAGAAAAAAGGAGGAGAACGAGAGAAGGCAGUGUGAAGAAAGAAGCUUCUUGUUUUUUUCCUCCACCUGUGGCAUCUGUCUUUUGUUCAGCCCCCACAAACCCAAGAGGACUGGGUAGCUCUCCAGAUGGAUCCGCUUCUGGAACAGGUCCUGGGUCGUGUUAACAGCACCCCGGGUGGGCUGCCCCUAAACCACAGCGACCCCCUGAAUAUGUUUCCAGGCAUGCAGCUGCUGCUGAGCUUCAAACCCAUUUUUGUGCCUCUCUACUGCCUCCUGGUGGCGGUGGCCUGCGUGGGCAAUGCCUCCCUGCUGGUCUGCAUCCUGGCGGACAAGAAGCUGUACAACGCCACAAACUUCUUCAUCGGCAACCUGGCGGCCGGCGACCUGCUGAUGUGCCUGAGCUGCGUGCCCCUGACCGCCUCCUACGCCUUCGACCCCAGCGGCUGGUCCUUCGGCCGGCCCCUCUGCUACCUGGUGCCCCUGCUGCAGGCCGCCACCGUCUUCGCCUCGGCGCUCUCGCUCACCGCCAUCGCCGCCGACCGCUACGUGGUGGUGGCCCACCCAGUCCGCCGCCGCAUCUCCCUGCGCUGCUGCUCGGGCGUGGCGCUGGGCGUGUGGGGCCUGGCGCUGGCCCUGGCCGCGCCCCCCUCUAUGAACACCCGCUACCUGGACCUGAGGCCCAGCGGGCUGGAGCUGGUGGUGUGCGAGGAGUUCUGGCCGGGGACGGGCCGGCUCAGGAUGCUGUACUCCUGCUUCAUGCUGCUGGCGUCCUACAUGGUGCCGCUGCUGUCGGUCAGCGUGUCCUACUGCGCCAUCACCGCCCACCUCCGCCAGCGCUGCCUGCCCGGCGCCCCCACCCACAGCCAGCAGAGCUGGAACAGGAAGAGGCGCAAGACCUUCUCCCUGCUGGUGGCCUCCGUGCUCGCCUUCGCCCUCUGCUGGCUGCCCCUGCAGGUGCUCAACCUCCUGCUGGACCUGGACGGCGAGUUCCGCAUCGUGGACAAGCGCUACGUCAACGUGCUGCAGGUCUCCUGCCACCUGGUGGCCAUGAGCUCCGCCUGCUACAACCCCUUCAUCUACGCCUCGCUGCACAGCAAGCUGCGGCUGCACCUGCGCGCGUGGAUGCGGCCCCGCCGUCGCCGCCGGCAACCAGGCGGCCUGGUCUCGCUCCACGCCUCCCGCCACAACGCCACCUGCCUCAGCCUGGUGUCCGAGCCGCCGGGCAAGGAGGGCCGCGACGCGUCUCAGAGUCGCGUCGACAACUUUCUCUGAAAUCCCCUCCCCAAAAUACCCCGCCCUCCUCCCCAAUGCUUCUCCCAAUAGGACACUUCCUUCGUGCAAACGGGGAUCUAAACUAAUCUCUGACGGCUCCAUCAAGGCCGACUAUCUCCUUCGGCUUGAGCAGUGCAUUUGCAGGGUAACUUGCAUGGCUCUUGGCCUGCUUUGGCGGUCAGUGCCACGGUUCUCCAGCAGAAAAGUUGACACGGGAACCGCAAACCCCUAGUGACAACCAUUUCAUAAGAACUCAUAUCCAUAAAGCAAAAGAGUGAAGUGUGGCCCAGGCUGUCUACACUGAUGAACAAGUAUUGAUGUCUCCACGGGAGCAACUGCCUUAUGAACCCUCUCAGCUCAGAUAGGAUUAUAAAUAGCAUGGUUUAAAGAUCUCACUACCCGGGGCAAUGGACAAAGAGCCACUCUCAGUAGCUGCCAUUAUCUCUAUAGCUGUGAAUUUGCUCAUUAUGCUGAUGAUAAGGGGAGAGUUCAUCUUCUCUGGCCCAUUGACGUCUCAGUGAGCCCUCAAAUGCCCAUCCGUUUUUAAAUGCACAGGACCUUGGUCUUGGUCAGUAGAGAGACUCUUCCGCCGAUUGUUUAAACUUCAUGAUCCCAGGGUGCUUUGCACAGGCUGCCGUACCAUGUAAUGAUCAGGCUUUUGUUAAGGAUUACACACCAAACAUCUGGUUAACCUGACUUAUUGUAUAUAUGAAUUCAAAGCGAAUGUGAUUCUUUUUUGGGCACAUAGGUUUAUGGGCUACUCACAAGCUUCAAGUUUUCUUGGAGUUCAAUACUGAGUUACCUCACUGAAAUACGAACUUGGUAAAUCUAACUUUUUUUGUGAUAACAAACCUCUAAGAUUGCAAAAGCACAGUACAUGGGUGGAGGGGGACAGACUAUUUCCUCAACGACCUUUGAGAGAGAGCAGGCAAUAUUGCCAAGAUAUCCUGAAGUCCCCUUCCUGCAUGGCUGCAUGUCCUUGUCAUGACACUUGACUAUUCUGGCUCCACAAUGAAUGGAAUGAAGUUCAACAGAGGUGUGAACAGCAGAAUUACCGGCAGCCAUUUUCUGUCAGAGAUUCAAGACCUACCUCUUCAGCUUGAAUCAGCUUGGAUCCCUUCCUAUACCCGCACACCCCAGAAUUUUUUUUGCCUGACUAAAUUAUUUUUGGAUUGUGUUAGCAUGCAUAAUGGCUUUAAAUGGAUGUUAGCUGUGUGAAUCAAUUAUUUGUUUUGUUGUUCUAUUUUGGUGUGAAUUAACUUUUAGUGCAUUAUUGAUGUUGCACUGCAAAAUAAAUUCUUCUAAAUGAAAGAAAGUUGAUAUAAAGCCUUACAUAACCGAUUGAAACUUCUUCUUGUUAAAAGGCUCUCAGCCAAAACUCAUGCUGCUACAAUUUUUUUGACAUCCAGCUAAAUCACACAUUUGCUUUGUCUGCAUUGUGAUCUCACUGUCAGCAGUCCGAAGUGACCACACUCACCACAAUCUGAACGGUUCCCCAUGGCAACAAUAGGCUGCUUCAAAGGCUUUACAAACCCUGCUUUUCAGCAUCAAAGCUAUCGUAGGAAAACACGUCCAGCACCUCACUCCACUGACCGAGCUCGCACGGUCCUACAAAUCUAAGCCAAGCACAGUAGUCCAUGCUUUUCCCCGUGCACCGAGAUUAACCCACAAUGCAAUUCAUCUGCAUGGCAAAAACAUGAAAUGCGCUUGAUCUACACAAAGUGGCCCCUUGAGCAGUGUGCUUUUAUCAAGUUGGCUUAGGUGCUAAUGCACUGAGUGAUAUGUAAUGAGACACACAGCCUUAUUGGCUUCUUAUAAGAGGGCGCCAGGAUUUCAUCAUUCUGAAGGAUAUGCGGAUGGGUGCUUGUUAAACAGUGAAAACUUCACAGAACAAAAUGACUUGUGCUAAACAAACUCCAGCGCUGUUAAAUCAAUUAUAACAGAGUCCAAUAGGGACAACACACGUGUACUCUGUUACAGUUAACAGCACUCUAUAUCAGAGUUGAUUUUACAUCAAAAACUUUGCUGUGCAGUAUAUGGUUACUGUGAGGGAUUUUGACAAUCCAAAAAAAAAUAUGACGGAAGUAGAAACCAAAAGUUGAGGUGGCUUUGAGAUGUGGCAUUGGUUUAGACAACACUGGUGGUGUAUUAGUCAACGUGUGUGCUUCGUGCUCCAUCUUUCUUUUAGGCUGUCAACAUAUAAUGGGUGACUUCCUCUGACUAAUGAACAAGCUGGUAUGAUUCUUUCCGCCAAUUGUUCUCUAUUUACUGUAUAUUUUUCAAAUAAUUGUUUUUGUUACAUUAAUACUUGUUUCCCCACAGAUGGGGAUGACUGUGGAAAAAAUUUAUUUCAUACCCUCAAGCAUGAUAUUUGUAUUUUAAAAUAAUUUUCAAAUUAUUGCCCAAGCUAAGACAAAUGCAUUUUAAAUAUUAUAGCGACUUUGACAGUUUAUAACAAAAGUCAAUGAGUUUUUUCAAGACUAGACUUCAGAGAAGACAAACACACAUACACACACGCACUUGAUCACUUACACACACUCACACACACACACGCAUGACUUUGUCCAGGGUGCUCAGUCCAUUUUCCUAUUUUCACUGAAG
Anguilla anguilla (European eel) is the source of this 4026-nucleotide messenger RNA. RefSeq names its product 7 transmembrane receptor domain-containing protein. Bases 280 to 1425 code for a protein of 381 amino acids. Gene Ontology annotation, molecular function: neuropeptide Y receptor activity; neuropeptide binding. Gene Ontology annotation, biological process: G protein-coupled receptor signaling pathway. Lineage: Eukaryota; Metazoa; Chordata; Actinopteri; Anguilliformes; Anguillidae. The transcript is spliced from 2 exons. Gene Ontology annotation, cellular component: plasma membrane; neuron projection. The record is from RefSeq and is a predicted model, not a curated record.